AUGGACGCUGCGAAAGACAAUAAGAUUUCGCCGACUUCGCAACCAGCGGGGUCGGUUCGAGAUGGGUCUGUGGACGGGGACAACGGGAAGAGUCGCGAGUACGACGAUGAUGUAGUUCGGGUCAUUGACAAAGCUGCCGAACGACGACUUUGCAGGAAGUUGGACUUCCAUGUCUUGCCCGUCUUGGCUAUAAUGUACCUGUUCAAUGCGCUCGACAAAGGAAAUCUAGGAAACGCAGAGACGGACGGCCUGAGCACCGAUCUCAACUUCAAGGAUGGCCAAUACAACCUCAUUGUCAGCAUCUUCUUCGUGCCUUAUGUGGCAGCAGCACCUUUCGCCAACGCUUUCUCGGGACUUUUGGCAUUCGGGGUGUUCCACAUCACCAACACCAAGCUUUACCCUUGGAGGUGGCUCUUCAUCAUCGAGGCAACUGCAACUAUACUCUUCGCCGCUUUUGCUUUUUGGUACCUCCCGCGAAGUGCUGCCGAAGCAAAGUUUCUUACGGCGGAAGAGAAAGAGUUGGCUCUUCAUCGCGUUCGAGUUGACAGCUCCUCCAUUGUUGGAGAGAAGAUGAAGAUUCGAGAGGCGGCCAAGGUUUUCAAGCAUCCGACGACAUAUGGCUUUCUCGCCAUCGAGAUAUGUCUCGGAGUUCCUCUCCAGAGCGUCAGUCUCUUCAUGCCUCAAAUCGUUCAGCGCCUGGGAUACAGCACCAUCAAGACAAACCUCUACACCGUGGCCCCCAACGUCAGCGGCGCCGCGAUGCUUCUCAUCCUCGCCUUCCUUUCCGACUGGCGCAAGCUCCGGUUCCCCUUCAUCGCAAUAGGGUUCUUGCUUACCUUCAUUGGCUUCAUUAUCUAUGCUGCCAUUGAUGACGUCGAAAGGGAAAUUAAGCUUGCAUACUAUGCAUGCUUCAUGAUGACUUGGGGAACAUCUGCGCCUAGUGUGCUCUUGUCGACGUGGUACAACAAUAACGUCGUCAACGAGAACCAACGUGUGCUUCUGACUUCGAUUGGUGUCCCGCUGGCCAAUCUCAUGGGACUUGUGAGCAGCAACAUCUUCCGUAAGCCCGAUGCCCCGAAGUACGCACCCGCUCUGAUUACGACGGCUUGUUUUGGAGGAGUUGGCGCAUUGUGUGCCCUCGCCCUGGGUUUCUUCAUGGUUUGGGAUAAUAAAAGAAGGAACCGUGAGCAAGGUGUGAACUUGACUGCCAGCGACGUGUCAACCUCCAAGUUGGGUGAUGGCCCGAAGAGCCCCAAUUUCCGAUGGUUCCUGUGA
This is a messenger RNA of Colletotrichum spaethianum, 1275 nucleotides long. Its product is annotated as putative transporter. Lineage: Eukaryota; Fungi; Ascomycota; Sordariomycetes; Glomerellales; Glomerellaceae. The record is from RefSeq and is a predicted model, not a curated record. Gene Ontology annotation, cellular component: membrane. Gene Ontology annotation, biological process: transmembrane transport. The transcript is spliced from 5 exons. The coding region runs from base 1 to 1275 and encodes 424 amino acids. Gene Ontology annotation, molecular function: transmembrane transporter activity.